Anguilla rostrata (American eel) is the source of this 1064-nucleotide messenger RNA. RefSeq names its product ubiquitin related modifier 1 (gene urm1). NCBI's taxonomy places the organism in Eukaryota, Metazoa, Chordata, Actinopteri, Anguilliformes, Anguillidae. Gene Ontology annotation, molecular function: protein tag activity. The transcript has 5 exons. The record is from RefSeq and is a predicted model, not a curated record. Bases 118 to 423 code for a protein of 101 amino acids. Gene Ontology annotation, cellular component: cytoplasm; nucleus. Gene Ontology annotation, biological process: tRNA thio-modification; protein urmylation.
GCUGAUUUGUAGGGGCAUGAGAACAGCCCAUGAACGGUAGCCCCCAUAGAACUGUGUGGUAGCUGCGCACUGCUAUUUCCGGUGAUAUGGUGAUUACUUCCGUUUUCCUGGAUCAAUAUGGCGGCGCCCAUAACGUUGCACCUGGAGUUCGGAGGAGGGGCGGAGCUUCUCUUUGACGGUGUGAAGGAUCACCAGGUGACACUGCCCAGCCAAUCACAGCCCUGGGACAUGAAGCAGCUGCUGGUGUGGAUCAGGGCAAACAUGCUGAAGGAACGGCCUGAGCUGUUUGUGCAGGGAGACACAGUGCGGCCUGGAAUUCUGGUCUUGAUCAAUGAUGCAGACUGGGAGUUGAUGGGCGAGCUGACCUAUGAGAUUCAGGACCAGGACAGUGUGGUCUUCAUCUCUACACUGCAUGGGGGAUAGAGGAGACUGAGGCCGGGCAGACCUUUGGGUACCCCUGCUGAUUCACACCCAUCAUUUUUUGGCAUCUCUGCUGUCAACUUUAAGAGCUCCUAGUUGGUCUCUCAAGAUCCACCAGUGGUACAAAACCCACCGCUUAAAACAGGAAAAAAGGAAACUGACUUAUUUGAAGAAACAAUGGAUCCUUUAUUUUUCUAAAUUGAAUGCACAUGAACACAGGUUACAAGAAGCCAGCUCAUACUCUGACCAACUAAACAAGUCAACCCUUGAGGUUGUUGUGGAGUAGGCUGGACGUCCCUUAGUGGUGGAAAGUUCAGAAGAUUCUUCAGGAAGGCAUCAUGGGUAACCAGAGAUCCUUGAAGAUUCUCCUUUUUCAUUUGGGAGGCUUGGUUUUCAUCAUUAGAUCAUUUGCAUUAUUCUAUUUUUGUUAUGAAUGAAUUUCCCUAAAAUAUUUGAACUGUUUUAGUCGAUUAAAUAUAUUUCAAUUAAGCUGACAGAUGUUUUGCUUUUAGUGCUCAGCUCAUGCAUGCAAACUGUCCUUGUAUUCAUGCUAAUGGAUAGAAUAGCAAAAAUAUAUGUCCAAUCAUGACAUUAGUCCUAAUUAAAAUUUUGAGGGCAGACGUUUGUCUACAUCUCUACAUUGA